Ostreococcus lucimarinus CCE9901 is the source of this 1617-nucleotide messenger RNA. RefSeq lists its product with no specific name. The record is from RefSeq and is a predicted model, not a curated record. Gene Ontology annotation, molecular function: hydrolase activity. The transcript has a single exon. Lineage: Eukaryota; Viridiplantae; Chlorophyta; Mamiellophyceae; Mamiellales; Bathycoccaceae. The annotation marks the transcript as partial.
GCGGAGCAUUGGAUCGGAGCGUACUCGCCGGCGGGCGCGGACCCGACGAAGACGGCGCCGGUAAAAUACGCGGUGUUGGGACGCGUGGACGGUUACGCGACGACGGGGUCGGCGAGCGUGGUGUUUGAGACGUUGACGCAUCGCGCGGCGACGUACGAUUUCGUAUUGUUCGCGAACGCGCCGAACGCGACGACUAUGAUGGAGGUGGCGAGGAGCGCGCCGGUUCACGUCGAGGACGCACUGGCGCCGGUGUGGCCGCGGGUGACGCUCCCGACGGGUUGGGGGGGAUCGACGACCGAACGCGGCGCGUCGGCUCGCGUGACGUGGCAAAGCGGACGAAACGCCAGUCACGGCGCGCGAUUGACGUAUCGCGUGGGUAACGGCGCGUACGCGCACGUUCCGGCGACGACGACGACGUACGACGCGCGCGAUUUGUGCGGGGCGCCGGCGAACAGUUUUGGAUACAGACAUCCGGGGUACGUGCACACCGCGGCCAUCGUAGCGCGCCCAGGCGACUCGAUCGAGUACUUCGCGCGCGACGCUCACGGCGAGAGCGAUCGGUUCACGAUGCGCAUGCCUCCGGCAGAAAGCAAAGAUGCGAAGACAACGCUCGCGUUGUUCGCGGAUAUGGGUCGUGGAUCGAACGACGACGCCGAAACGUGGCGCGCGUACGGUCAACCUUCGCUCAACGUCAGCGCCGCCUUGGAGCGCGACGCGCGCGAUGAUGCCAUCGACGCCGUGUUUCUCUUCGGCGACUUGUCCUACGCCACGGGAUACGCCAGCGUUUGGGACGAAUGGGCGGCACAAAUCACGCCGUGGGCGUCUCGCGUGCCGUUCAUCUCCAAUCUCGGCAACCACGAAGCUGACAGCUCGAAUUGGCCAGAGUCUCGCGUUGCGGACGAGUACGGCGUCGACGACAGCGGCGGCGAAUGCGCGGUGCCGGCGACGCGCUUGUACCCUACGCCUCGCGCCGGCCCAGACGCCGAUUGGUUCGCGGUGACUUUCGGAUCGAUUCGCGUCGUGUCGAUGAAUACCGAAGUCAACUUUUCGCCCGCUUCGGCGCAAGGCGAGUGGCUCAAGCGCGAACUUUCGAGCAUCGAUCGCGCAAAGACGCCGUGGGUCGUGCUCGGCGGACACCGACCGGGUUUGGUCGACAGCACCGACGGUCCCGAAGAUCGCGAGACGAAACCAGGGAUGAAAAACCCGAGUGACUUGAGCGUAAUGCGAGAGAUCCAAACGCACGUCUGGCCGCUGUUGGUCGAGUACGAUGUCAACGCGGUGUUUUGGGGACACAAUCAUGCCUACCAGCGCUCGUGCGCGUGGAGAGGAUCGACCUCGUUCAAUGUCUCCGCGGACGAAGGGUGCGCGGCGUUUAGUAGACUCGUUGACGGCGUGGCGACGUAUUCCCAUCCCGGCGGCGCACCAGUGAGCGUACUCGUCGGCACAGGCGGCGCACCUCACACGAAAAACGCGAUCGGCGCAUCGUUUAUGGAGAAGGAGCUCUAUGAGUACGGCUACGUUCGGCUCACCGCGUUCAAUCGCACGCACUUGUACGGCGAAUAUCAAGACGCCAGCGCGGAUGGCGGCGUGCUCGACGCCUUCUUCAUCGUUCGCGAU